AAAAAAAAAAAACUUUUAAAUAUCCUUAAAUUUUUAACUUCAAGACUUUUUUGAGGUUGCAAUCAUUUUACUUUAAGCUUAUAAUAACCUUCCCUCUCUACGAUUGUGAGUUGUAAACUUAUCAUGAUCCAUAUUCCUUACUUUUUUGAUAGUAAUAAUAAUAUUACUGCUGUAAAUCGUUCUAUGAAUCACAAUACGAAUAUGCAGACAACAACAUUUUCGAACGAUAUGUUAUAUCAAUCCAAUUCUGGUCCUUUAAUUGGCUCUCAUUAUAACAUGCAAGUGAACCAACAAAAUCAGCAGAAUAAUGUAGGACCGAAUACUUACACUAUGCUUAACCAAGCAACUACUCAUGAUGUCAGUCAAAACAAUUUGCAGCCCCAUAACGAUGAGAGAAAUGCAUCAUAUCAUCGUCAAUUAGCUCAGAACCAGGCUAUGGCACUCGCUCAGUUAUCUGUUCCAAAGGAACCGGAACAAAAAUAUUCUAUUCAACACAUGCCUUAUGACGAUCUUUCUAAUAAUAUUAAUUACGCGAUUGAACAUGAUUUCGUAUCAUCAUCCGAUUUACAUCAACAACCCCAAAACAUUUCCUCUUCAUCAACCCAAUCAGCCGUUUCCAAUUUGGUAAAUCAAAAACCACCAGUUUAUACCAAAUGGACAGAACAAGAAGAUGAGUUGCUGCGGUCUGCUGUACGUAUGUAUGGCCCUCAUAAGUGGUCUUUGAUCGCAACUCAUGUACCAAAUAGAACUCCUAUGCAAUGUUCUGCUAGAUGGGUUGGUGCAUUAAAUCCCUCUAUUCUUAAAGGUCGAUGGACUUCUCAGGAAGAUAACGCUCUUAAAGAAGCUGUUAGUCAUUAUAUCAAUUCAGUUGAUUCUCAAGGAAAUCCACAACCGAUUCCAUGGAAUAAAGUUUCAAAAAGGAUUCCUCAAAGAACCGGUGCUCAAUGUCAAGCCCGUUGGACUGAGGCUUUGGAUCCUCGUAUAAGAAAAGGAAAAUGGUCACCUAGUGAAGAUGAAAUUUUGAAAGAAGGUGUUAGAAUGUUUGGACGUUGUUGGAUUCGUAUCGCAGAAAUGAUUGAUGGAAGAACUCAGAGACAAUGCCGUACUCGCUGGCUACAAAUAAAAAAUAAACAGUCGAGAAUUAAAAAUGAUGAGUCAGGAAUUACUACGAUUAACUCAGUAAAUAAUUCAAAUGAUGAUAAUAAUGGAACAAUGCUUAUAUUGACACCACCUCAUACAACUCCAUCGACUCCUUCACAAAGAAUUAAAAAUGUAUCAUCUAACUCACCAGAAGUUAUGCAAGGGAUGCAAGGAGUGAUCCUACGUUCUUCACAGCAAAUGAUUAACACCGAUAACUCUGCUUUUGCCACAUUAACAUCACCGGUAUCGAAUAGUGGAAAAAGUCCAACAAUUUCCGAUUCUGAAACUCCUAUUUCAAGUCCUGAAUUCCAUUCAAAUUACGCCAUACCCCUGGUUGAUACGAAUUCUUAUAAUUUUAACAAUUGCAAUUUAUAUGGUGCAUAUCAAUCUCCAUAUAUCGAAGAUUACCACAACCAAGUCGCAUAUAUUUUUUAAAUUCGAUUCGUUUUUUUUUAAAAAAAAAGUGAAAGGAAUAAAUUAUUUAUUUAUUUAUUUAUUAUAUACAUAUAGAACAAAUUAAUAUAAAAGGGAAUUAUGAAAAAAGGGAAACGAGUUACGAAUAAUUAUUUAUGAACUAUUUUUUUUUUUUUUAGAA
Molecule: messenger RNA, 1735 nt
Organism: Rhizophagus irregularis DAOM 181602=DAOM 197198
Lineage: Eukaryota; Fungi; Glomeromycota; Glomeromycetes; Glomerales; Glomeraceae
Source: RefSeq, a predicted model, not a curated record